AUGUCUGGAUUUGGCUCAGACAUCCUAGGUUUGCAUCCCAGUUCUGUAACAGUGUCCAGCCCAGCCAGAAGAAAAGUCAAAAUCUCACAACAUCUUUUGACCAAAAGCGUGGUAGCAGUGACUGAUUAUCACAUCCAUGGGCCUCUGGAGCUGCUGCCCCACCGGAAUGAACGACUUCAGGUCCUUUGCAGAGAAGGUGAAGAAAGGAGGUUUGGCCGCCUCCAGAACGGGCAACAAGGACAACCCUUGGCCAGAAACACAGCCAGACAUGUGGGAAUUCCUGAUCCCAAACCAUUAAUUUUGUGUGGGAAUCGAGCAUAUGGAAAAUCUCUGAUACCCCAGACCUCCCUCUCCGUGCCCAGGAUCACUGUGAAACAGCCUCCUGUCAGUGAAGUAGCAGCAGCAGAAGAAAGUGGCCGAACUCUGACAAAAGAACCUAGAAGACUGCCGAGAAAAAUGCCUGAAGAUGAUCCGGCCUUCCCCCAGGGAGCAGAAGCCUCUGUGCCACUGACAGGCAGAACUAGCUGUGGAACCCCCAACAUCCUCCGGAAAAUGUGGCUGAAGCACAAGAAGAAGUCAGAGUAUUUGGGAGCCACAAAUUGCGCCUUUGAGGCUGACUGA
This is a messenger RNA of Gracilinanus agilis (Agile Gracile Mouse Opossum), 621 nucleotides long. RefSeq names its product vexin (gene VXN). The transcript has 6 exons. NCBI's taxonomy places the organism in Eukaryota, Metazoa, Chordata, Mammalia, Didelphimorphia, Didelphidae. Bases 1 to 621 code for a protein of 206 amino acids. Gene Ontology annotation, biological process: neurogenesis; neuron differentiation. The record is from RefSeq and is a predicted model, not a curated record.